Messenger RNA from Gadus macrocephalus (Pacific cod), 990 nucleotides. RefSeq names its product electron transfer flavoprotein subunit beta lysine methyltransferase (gene etfbkmt). The transcript is spliced from 3 exons. Gene Ontology annotation, cellular component: mitochondrial matrix. Bases 148 to 930 code for a protein of 260 amino acids. Gene Ontology annotation, biological process: peptidyl-lysine trimethylation. NCBI's taxonomy places the organism in Eukaryota, Metazoa, Chordata, Actinopteri, Gadiformes, Gadidae. The record is from RefSeq and is a predicted model, not a curated record. Gene Ontology annotation, molecular function: protein-lysine N-methyltransferase activity.
GGCGUAUCACUGUCGGAGUACAUGUCCGAUUGUAUUACAUCCGCUCAGCACAGCAGCCGUUUCAUGAGCUUCGUUCAACAGUGUAUUCUGCUCAUUUUCUAAUGUGUAACUAUUUGGCCUUCGUGGUUUAGUAGGCGUUUAUAUAAAAUGAAGCUAUAUCAUAUCAGACACCUUUGGGGAAUGUUGCAAACCACAAAAAUAUCAGAAAAGGUGUCCUGCUGCGGUAAUAAACAACGAUUUUCAAGUAGCUUGGUCUCAGGUGACAUCGGGAGGUUUAUCGUGGAGAAUACAGAGAUUGUUGGAGAGGACUCCUUGACACCAGAGAUCAAGUUGAGGUUGUUGACGGCUAAAUGCAGAUUUUGGCAUGCAAACCCAGUACUGUGGCCUCUCCCUGACCCCUACUGGGCGAUAUAUUGGCCCGGGGGACAAGCUCUUGCUAGAUAUUUGCUGAAUAACCCUGGAGUUGCUAAAGGCAAGAGGGUACUGGAUCUUGGAAGUGGUUGUGGAGCUUCAGCCAUUGCUGCAAGCCUUUGUGGAGCAUCUCACGUAGUAGCAAACGACAUUGACAACGUUUCUGCCAUUGCCACCAUCAUAAACUGUGAACUGAAUGGUAUAGGGCCAGUUGAAUGUUUGAGUGACAACAUGAUUGGCUCACAACCCAAGCACUAUGACCUAAUUUUGUUGGGAGACAUGUUCUACGAUGAGGCCCUCGCUGAUGGACUUCACCGGUGGUUGGACAGCUGCAUAAACGCCCACGGAACCACAGUCCUAAUAGGAGACCCCGGGAGAGCCUCUUUUGAGGAGCACGACAUUAAAAGACUCCUACAGCAAAUAGCCGAGUUUGAGCUCCCUAAAUCUGUGCAAAUGGAGAAUUAUGGACUGACAUGUAGUACCGUUUGGCGCUAUCAUCCUAAAUUGUCAACAAUUUAGGAUUUGUAUAUUUAAAACAUGCAAAUGUCAGAAUGUGAGUUUUUAAUGUGAAAUGUUAAU